Messenger RNA from Canis lupus familiaris (dog), 4785 nucleotides. RefSeq names its product small G protein signaling modulator 2 (gene SGSM2). NCBI's taxonomy places the organism in Eukaryota, Metazoa, Chordata, Mammalia, Carnivora, Canidae. The record is from RefSeq and is a predicted model, not a curated record. Bases 102 to 3260 code for a protein of 1052 amino acids. Gene Ontology annotation, molecular function: GTPase activator activity. The transcript is spliced from 24 exons.
CCUUGCGCGUGGGGCGCUGAGCAGAGAGGCGCGGAGGCGGCGAGGGUGCGCGGGGGGCUUAGGGGGUAGCUCGGCGUCGUCUCCCCGCCACCCGCCGCACCAUGGGCAGCGCGGAGGACGCAGUCAAAGAGAAACUGUUGUGGAACGUGAAAAAGGAGGUGAAGCAAAUCAUGGAGGAGGCUGUCACCAGGAAGUUUGUGCAUGAGGAUAGCAGCCACAUCAUUGCUCUGUGUGGUGCAGUAGAGGCUUGCCUCCUACAUCAGCUGAGACGCCGUGCUGCCGGCUUCCUGCGCAGUGACAAGAUGGCAGCCCUGUUCACCAAGGUGGGGAAGACGUGCCCAGUGGCUGGGGAGAUUUGCCACAAGGUACAAGAACUACAGCAACAAGUAGAGGGCAGGAAGCCUUUGGCGGGCAACCAGGAUGCCCUACGGAGACAGGGCUCUGCCAGCGGGAAGGCCCCGGCUCUCAGUCUGCAGGCCUUAAAGCACAUAUGGGUGCGCACAGCGCUCAUCGAGAAAGUGUUGGACAGGGUCAUGCAGUACCUCGUGGAGAACUGCAGCAAGUACUACGAGAAGGAGGCGUUACUGGCAGAUCCUGUGUUUGGCCCCAUCUUGGCCUCACUUCUAGUGGGACCUUGUGCCUUGGAGUACACCAAGCUCAAGACAGCUGAUCACUACUGGACUGACCCCUCUGCUGAUGAGCUGGUCCAGAGGCAUCGUAUCCGGGGCCCUCCUAAUCGCCAAGACUCCCCAGCAAAGCGCCCAGCCUUAGGAAUUCGGAAGCGGCAUUCAAGUGGCAGUUCAUCAGAGGACAGGCUAGCUGCCUGCGCCCGUGAGUAUGUGGAGUCCCUGCACCAGAAUUCAAGGAUACGGCUACUCUAUGGCAAGAACAACGUGCUGGUGCAGCCAAAGGAGGACAUGGAGGCUGUCCCUGGCUACCUCUCCCUGCACCAGUCUGCAGAAAGCCUAACUCUGAAGUGGACUCCCAACCAGCUCAUGAACGGGACUCUGGGGGACUCCGAGCUGGAGAAAAGCGUUUAUUGGGACUAUGCCCUGGUUGUGCCCUUCAGUCAGAUCGUCUGCAUCCACUGCCACCAGCAAAAGAGCGGCGGCACACUUGUGCUGGUGAGCCAAGAUGGCAUCCAGAGGCCCCCACUGCACUUCCCACAGGGAGGACACCUGCUGUCCUUUCUGUCCUGCCUGGAGAAUGGGCUUCUGCCCCAAGGACAGCUAGAGCCCCCACUCUGGACCCAGCAAGGGAAGGGGAAAGUGUUCCCUAAGCUACGGAAACGUAGCAGCAUGCGGACUGUGGAUGUGGAGGACAUGGGCACCAGGCAGGCCACAGACUACGUGUUCCGAAUCAUUUACCCUGGCCACAGGCAUGAACACAUCACUAUUAACUACCACCACCUAGCGGCCAGCCGCGCGGCCUCGGUGGACGAUGAUGAGGAAGAGGAGGAUAAACUGCACGCGAUGCUCUCAAUGAUCUGCUCGCGGAACCUCACAGCUCCCAAUCCGAUGAAAGAUGCUGGUGACAUGAUCGAAAUGCAGGGCUUUGGGCCCAGCCUGCCAGCCUGGCACCUGGAGUCCCUGUGCAGCCAGGGCUCCUCCUGCCUCUCCUGCUCCACCAGCAGCUCCCCAUAUGCAACCCCCAGCCACUGCAGCUGUGUCCCCGACCGGUUGCCCCUCAGGCUGCUGUGUGAGAGCAUGAAGAGGCAGAUUGUUUCCCGGGCCUUCUAUGGCUGGCUGGCCUACUGCCGCCACCUGUCCACGGUGCGGACCCAUCUGUCAGCUCUGGUGCGUCACAACAUCAUCCCGCCGGCCCGGCCCCCAGGGGCUUCAGGAGGCCUCACUAAAGAUGUGUGGAGCAAAUAUCAGAAGGAUGAGAAGAACUACAAGGAACUGGAGCUGCUACGGCAAGUUUACUAUGGAGGCGUGGAGCAUGAGAUCCGUAAGGAUGUCUGGCCCUUUCUGCUCGGCCACUACAAGUUUGGCAUGAGCAAGAAAGAGAUGGAGCAGGUGGACUCAACAGUGGCAGCAAGGUAUAAACGAGUGCUGGCAGAGUGGAAGGCCUGCGAGGCUGUGGUGAGGCAGCGGGAGCGGGAGGCUCAGCCAACCACCCUCACCAAGUUCUCCUCGGGCAGCAGUAUCGACAGUCAUGUGCAGCGCCUCAUCCACCGAGAUUCCACCAUCAGCAAUGACGUAUUUAUCUCUGUGGAUGACCUGGAGCCCCCACCGCCCCCGGGCACUGAAGAUUGCAGAGCUGAGCCUGAGCAGGAGCUGGGAGCAGGGCCCUUGGGCUCCACCGUGGUGGGACAACAGCAGUCCGUGGAGUUUGACUCUCCAGACUCAGGACUGCCAUCCUCUCGCAAUUACUCUGUGGCCUCAGGCAUCCAGUCGAGCAUAGAUGAGGGGCAGAGCAUGGGCUUCGAGGAGGAGGAUGGCGGUGGGGAGGAAGGCUCCAAUGGGCCAGUCCCAGCAGCCGGUGCUUUCUCCGAGUCCCAAGAUCCCAGCCAGCAGAAGGCCCCGCAGGCUAGGGAGCUGGAGGCAGGGGAGGAGCUUGCGGCCGUGUGCGCUGCUGCCUACACUAUAGAAUUACUGGAUACUAUGGCCUUAAAUCUGCACCGCAUAGACAAGGAUGUACAGCGCUGUGACCGCAAUUACUGGUACUUCACGACCCCCAACCUCGAGAGGCUCCGAGACAUCAUGUGCAGCUACGUGUGGGAGCACCUGGACAUAGGCUAUGUGCAGGGCAUGUGCGACCUGCUGGCACCUCUCCUGGUCAUCCUUGACAACGAUCAGCUGGCCUAUAGCUGUUUCAGCCACCUCAUGAAGAGGAUGAGCCAGAACUUCCCCAAUGGGGGCGCCAUGGAUACCCACUUUGCCAACAUGCGCUCCCUCAUUCAGAUCCUGGACUCCGAGCUGUUCGAACUGAUGCAUCAGAAUGGAGACUACACCCACUUUUACUUCUGUUACCGCUGGUUCUUGCUGGAUUUUAAGAGAGAGCUGGUAUAUGAGGAUGUGUUUGCUGUGUGGGAGGUGAUCUGGGCAGCCCGGCACAUCUCAUCAGAGCACUUUGUCCUGUUCAUCGCACUGGCCCUGGUGGAGGCCUACCGUGAGAUUAUCCGGGACAACAAUAUGGACUUCACCGAUAUCAUCAAGUUCUUCAAUGAACGGGCUGAGCAUCAUGAUGCCCAGGAGAUCCUGCAGAUCGCCCGUGACCUCGUCCACAAGGUGCAGAUGCUCAUAGAGAACAAGUGAGGGCUGCGGCCAGGAAGCAGCAGCCAACGAGAGCCUGGGCUCCGGGCCCCCAGGCCCGACAGGGAGAGGUGUGGGGCAGCUGAGACUGCCAGACCCCCAGCUGGCCCCGCCUGCCCACCUGUGUUCCUACUAACAAAGUGCUUGUGAGCCUGGGAUUCGACUCCAGGCGGUGCUGGCCCUGUAAGGGCAAGUCAGGGGGCCUGGAUGCCUUGGUCCAGGCAGGGCAGGGGUGGGAGGUCAGCCUCAGGGAGUGGCUGCCUUGGGGGACACCUACUCUAUUCCCCUCUCAAACACCUGAGACUAGCCCCCCCGUCACCUGCAUCCUCAGCCUGGACUGCUCCUCAUGGCCUCUCCUAGGUCGGCCUGGGCCCUAUAGAGUAACGGGGCUGUAGCUGCCUGGCCCCACCUGGCAUGGGUCAUGUAGGUGAACCAACAACUCUGCACUGUAUCUCUUCUUCAAUUCCCUUUGCAGGCAGAGUGCACAUACCCACCCCAGCCCCAGUGGGGGCAGCCAGAACAGCUACCAAUUCAGGCAUGUGUCCCUGGUGCAGGAGACUGUGAGGCAGUCAGAUGUGGGCCCCAGGUGGGAGCAGCCCACCUCAGCAGCACUGCCACUGCCUUUGGCCACCUGACCAAAGGUGACCCCGUGCAUUGCCCAUCUGUACAGAACGCCCACAUGGCAUCUGUACGGUUUCACUCUCACAACCUGGCUCUUGCUUUAUACAUUAGUUGCUUCCCUGACAACUGUGUAAGUGACACUUAAGCCAGCCAGAUGAUCUGCAAUGCAGUGGGAGCACUCACUGUCAAGAGGAAUCCCAGGGUGAUUCUUUAGGGAGGAAAUCCUCCCAUAGCGUCCUCUUAGGGAUAGGCUCUGGAGCUUUGGAGCAGCCCAUUGCCUGUCUCAGGCAUCUGCUGAGUCCCUGGAUCUGGAGGAAGAGGAGGAUGACUGGGUCUUCCCUGUGUGUCCCUGGUGAGAAGCAAGGCUAGCUCUGCCUGCCACGUGCUUCUCAAGGUGUGGAGAAGCCUAGAGACCCAGAAAUCCUUUUGGAGGAGCAUCACUCAUAGGGAUGCUAGGAAGGGCCUACCUCCUAGGCACGCUGCUUGCUCUGUCAUCCCCACUUCCCCUCUACCACUCAACACAAGAGGCUAAGGCUUUGCCCUGGGGCCAGGAGGCCACUCUGCCACAGGGGCAAGGUCCUGUCCAGUAGUCACCUAGAUCUGGAGACUUCUGGCAUUUGAGAAACAAGGAAAGGGCCCAGCAGCCCUGCUGCAUCCAGCACAGUCUCCCCAGCCCACCCCUGUCCUGGGCACUGCACAACCUUCCUAGGGGCCAGCUGCCCCACUGCCUAACCCCCCUUGUUUGUGAGUCCUUGGCUGCCACCAAGCAUGGUGGCCAUUGUGUGCCUGCCUUAGUGACUCAGUGGUUUCGUGAGAGGCAAAGUAUGUAUGUUUUUUGUUUGUUUGUUUGGCUCAGAAACUAUACUCAUCAGUGUUAACAGACCAAUAAACACAGCAUUUGGCAACA